Molecule: messenger RNA, 1548 nt
Organism: Alternaria arborescens
Lineage: Eukaryota; Fungi; Ascomycota; Dothideomycetes; Pleosporales; Pleosporaceae
Exons: 2
Coding region: 1-1548 (515 amino acids)
Biological process (GO): cell division
Cellular component (GO): plasma membrane
Source: RefSeq, a predicted model, not a curated record
AUGAGCGGCCAUGGAGAUCCUCGAUUGCUCUACACGGUCGGAGGCAUCAAGGCCUACCACAUCCAGCAGGGAGAAGAGAGCCCCCUCACACCCUCAGGGCCGCAGACGCUCUCGCUGCUGAUGGUCCCUACCAACUCGCCCUUUGCAGAUCUCAGCAACACGCGCGGCCAGAACGAAGCGCCUGAAGAAGACUUCUACCUCCACUUGAACCUGCCUCCUGAGCUCGACCUCCCACUCCCCGCGACGACGCAGAUCUACCACCAACCGCCGCGCAGCUACCUGAUACCGCGAUGGGACUUGGGCCCAGAGAGCGGCGCCUUCACACGCAUUGAGUUCCCGCCAAUUGGCAAGGGCUCGACUUCGGUCACGCAGGAGGACGUCGACACCUUCGAGACUAUCUUGGCGCAGUGCACAGCCUUCCUCGAGCGUGCGCAAGCUCCUCAGCACGAGAAGGGCAAGGGUGACGUCAAGGCAUACAACCCCCAGGACUACCGACCAGGCGAGGGUUACGUAGGCAGCGGCAACAAUGGCGAGGUCGUUCUGGUCGACGAGGAGAAUGGUAGCGUCGUCGGUGAGCUGGCUGAGGGUGCCAUGAUCCACGCCGACCCAGCACUGAAGCAGGGCUCCAAGAAUCCCGUUGAAAUCGUCGUCUCCCCAGACGGCAAGCGCAUCGACAUCCGCCCGCUCGAAGAAGACUACCUCGAAAUGGCCCGCCAUCCCGCCUACAAAGACUCCGGCCUUGUACAGAAUGCCGCCGCCGCAUCUCGCCUCGUCGUCACCGGCUCCAGCUACAUCAGUAACAUGAUGGUGUCUGGUGCGGAGAACUUUAUCAGCAAGACCAAGCCCAACGAGAAGCCCAUGGUCUUCAAGCCCGCGACCCACGAGCGCGUCCGCAAGAUCAACACCCUUACAACCGGUGUCGCUGGCUACUCGGCCAAGACUGUAGGCCAGCUCACAAAGUACGCUCAGAACGCUGCGGCAGGAAUGGCAGGCCACAAGAAGACACACGCCAAGAGCGUGAACCCAGAUGGCACACCAAACACAAACUACAAACCCGGACUGCUGAACAAGAGCUUGAUCGCCUUCUCCACAGUCGCAGACGGCAUCUCGCACUCUGGCAAGCAACUCUUGACAAGCAGUGGUGCAGCCGCCUCUGCAGCUGUCGGUCACAAAUACGGCGCCGAAGCAGGACAAAUCACGACCAACCUCGCUGGCGGCGUCAAGAACGUCGGCCUGGUGUACAUUGAUGUAACUGGCGUGAGCAGGAAAGCCAUUAUCAAGUCUGUAGCCAAGGGCAUGGUUGUUGGUAAAGUCAAGGAUAAGAAGGGCAAUGAGCAGACUGUUCUUGUUGGUGGAGGCGAUGGCGGUACUGUCACGCCAGGCGACUUGGGCAUGGGCGCAUCCAACAAUAAUGCUCCUCCCAACCAGAGUGGUAGCGCAGCGCCUGGUGGUCAGGUGAGCUUUGGAGGCCCGCCGCCUAGCUAUCGGACGGGUGUUGGUGAGAGCCUCGAGGGACAGCCGGCAUACUACCCGCAGGAGAAGAGGUAG